Messenger RNA from Uloborus diversus, 1733 nucleotides. Its product is annotated as probable cytochrome P450 49a1. The transcript has 10 exons. Lineage: Eukaryota; Metazoa; Arthropoda; Arachnida; Araneae; Uloboridae. The record is from RefSeq and is a predicted model, not a curated record. The coding region runs from base 77 to 1627 and encodes 516 amino acids. Gene Ontology annotation, molecular function: oxidoreductase activity, acting on paired donors, with incorporation or reduction of molecular oxygen; monooxygenase activity; iron ion binding.
UGGUUGUGCAGACGACAGGCACCUUACUCUGAUUCGGUGUGUUGUCCAUCCUCAAGAACGAUAUAAGAUUGAUGAAAUGUUUGCUUCAUACUCAAGAUUUCUGAGAAGCUUCAGAGAUGCCAAAAAAAUUGUUUCCAGUACGUCAUUUUAUAGGCAAGAAACUACAGUUGCGUCAGAAAAAAGUGAAUGCAACAUUAAGUCUUUCGAUUCCAUUCCUGGUCCACGUAGAUUGCCUCUUAUAGGGCACCUACAUUUGUUCAGCAAGUUUGGACCAUACUCUUUUGAUAAGCUGUAUGACGCUUAUGAAGAUUUGUAUAAAUUAUAUGGACCUAUAGUACGACUGGAUGUUGGAAUAUCAUUGGUUCUGCUCUUCCGCCCGGAGGAUAUCCAGCAAGUAUUGGCUUUGGAUGGUCGGUAUCCCCAAAGACCAAUUUUUGAGGCUUUGCGAUUCUACAGAUCGAAAAAGAAGGACACUUACUCAUCAGCUGGUCUUGUCGGGGAAAAUGGCCAUGAAUGGCGUCGACUUCGAGAAGCCAUUAAUUUUAUGAUGAGACCUCAUUUUGCUCAAUUAUAUUUGCCUGCGCAAACCGAGAUUGCACAGGACUUUGUUAAUAGAAUAAAACUUGUCAAAGAUGCAGACGGACAUAUUCCUGAUUUUUUACAAGAAAUUUAUCGAUUUACGGAGGAAGCUAUUGGUUUCGUGUGUUUCGGAACGCGUCUUGGACUUUUGAACCAGGCUCUCACCGACAACAGCGCCCAGCUGUCCAAAGCAGCGGAUGACACCAUGCAGGCUCUUGCUGACACUCUUUUGGGGUUCCCAUGGUGGAAAAUAUUCAACACUCCUACUUACAAAAAGCUUGCACAAUCGCAGGACUUUUUCCACAAUUUCGCAUCAAAAUGUGCCAAAGAAGCUGCUGAAAGAAUUAAGCACCACAAUUCCGAUGACGUCAGUUUAGAAUUCUUCAAACGCCUUUUCACAGAAAAUAAACUAAAUUCGAAGGACGUAAGUCUUCUCAUGACAGAAAUUUUUUCAGCAGGCAUAGAUGCAACAGGAAACGCCAUUGGAUUUUUGCUCUAUGAUCUGGCACAAAAUCCAGAAGUUCAACAAAAGUUAUUCGAAGAAAUUGAACGCUAUGCGCCAUGUGGACAGGAGAAGAUGCAGGACACUGUGGAAAAUAUGAAAUACUUGAAUGCAUGCAUUAAAGAAUCUUACAGACUGCACCCAACAUCAGGUGGAACUGCAAGAAUAUUGAAUGAAGAAACAGUUCUUUCAGGCUAUUACAUACCAAAAAACACCUUGUGCGUCGGACCACAUCCAAUAAUAAGUCGUCUCCCGGAACAUUUUACAGAUCCACUGAAGUUCAAACCGGAACGAUGGGUGGAUGAACACAGUCGGCGAAUCGGGAAUGUAGCUCACCCUUACUGCGUUCUGCCUUUUACUCAUGGAGUCAGAAGAUGUGUUGGACAGAGAUUUGCCGAACAAGAGAUUCGAUUAUGUAUUAUAAAGGUCAUACAGAACUUUGAAGUGACUUAUAAUGGCCCCGAAGUAGGAAGAAAGAUGCGGAUGUUAUUGAUACCAGACAAACCACUCAACUUUACCUUCACUGAUCGACUGCGCAUCAAAUAAAUGUUUCAAGCGACCAUAUGAAAGCAUCAUAAAGUAAGCAAAUCUAUGCAGUAUAUCAAAAAUGAAAGUUUUUGCAUCAUCUGUAAUGUGUCAUUAUCAAAAUAUG